AUGUACCACUUCACUGCUCCCCAGAUCUACCAACCCCCGACGGUUUCAUCGGGAACCCACUUGCGAAGUCACGACGUCACCCUCACGCUGCGCCAGCAACCAAAGGAGGCCCUAGUCACCACCGAAGGCAAGGAGAAAGUACCAACAAUAGCACGCAAACCCGUUGACCCGCCCCCCAUUAUCCAGCUUACCGUCAAGCCGCAAGCCGAUCCAGCCCAGCAUUUCCUCCAGAGUCCCUAUCUGUUUAUGUGCACAAGCCUAUACAAGGUUGACAAGGACGAGGCGUGGGAUGGCAAUGCGGGCAAGUCAUUGGCCGGGUCUCUAGUCUCUUCCUUACACAGGCUGAAAGACGUCGACAACAAGGAUGGUGGAUUCUUUGUGUUCGGAGACAUCUCCGUCAAAGUACAAGGAACAUUUCGACUGAACUUCAGUCUUUUUGACUUGCGCAAGGAUUCCCAUGAUGUUAUGUAUCUUGGGUCGAUAACUUCCGAGCCUUUCCGAGUUCUCCUUCCGAAGGAUUUCAAGGGAAUGGAUGAGUCGACAUACCUAUCCCGAGCUUUCUCCGAUCAAGGAGUGCGUUUGCGUCUACGGAAAGAGCCACGAGCCAUGAUGGGUAACAAACGGCCAUACCCGUAUGGCGUUGAUUCCGCCACCCCGAAUACUCCUAUUCGGCCAAGCUUGCAGGAGUAUUCACCCUACGGGGACGAUUCACAAUCCCCCGUGAAACGAUUCCGUGCAGAUACCGAAGACAGGAAAGAACAGUAUCCAGAUCACUCUGGAGCUGCAUAUCCGUCUAGCUACCCUUCGUCUCAAUACCCAGUCAGGCAAUCAAGUUUAACUGGCCUUCACAGCAUGGCUGGAUACCCAACUUUCGGGUCACUCACCACGGGAACCAGCUCGCCGUAUCAAUUCCGCACUAGCAUCGGGGCUGCAUCCAGCUACCUUAGCGAUCCUCUCCUUCAAACGUCUGGUCCGAGUACAAUGACCUCACAUCAACGGUAUCCCGAAAUGCAGCAGCCACAGUACUCUCAGAUGUUUUCAUCGUAUGCUCAACAGCGCGUUCCAACUACCUCAGCCAUGUCUUUCCCGGAUGAUACAACAGGGCUGGGAAGAUAUCAGACGGCUUCUACUGUGGGUAUGGGUGAUGAGCACCGCCCUAGCACAGCUACAGGAGUGGCACCCGCGAUAGCAAUGGCUCAACAGACACCGCAAUCGCAGCACUCAUCCCACCCAUCUCAUGACUCCAUAGGUUCUUCAAGAGGUGCGUCGUUCACCCAUUCCCCUGAAAUGAUCCGAACCACUGGUUUCCCGGACCGUCUUCAGCUGGGGUCACAGCUGCCAACGCCGCAUCGACAGCUCGGUCGCUAUGACGAUCAAGCGCAAAUGACAUCUGGUCUAUAUUCAAAUCAAAGGAACAACUUCCAGGCCCCUCCUACUGAGUCAAGUUUGACAAGUCUUACAGAUACUGGAGUAGUUCAGCAUACACUCCACUACAACCCGGGCUUGAGUCAAUCCACUGAGGAACAUGGUGCUGACAGUCAUUAA
This is a messenger RNA of Lindgomyces ingoldianus, 1545 nucleotides long. RefSeq lists its product as uncharacterized. NCBI's taxonomy places the organism in Eukaryota, Fungi, Ascomycota, Dothideomycetes, Pleosporales, Lindgomycetaceae. Bases 1 to 1545 code for a protein of 514 amino acids. The record is from RefSeq and is a predicted model, not a curated record. The transcript is spliced from 8 exons.